Messenger RNA from Caenorhabditis remanei, 1161 nucleotides. RefSeq lists its product as uncharacterized. NCBI's taxonomy places the organism in Eukaryota, Metazoa, Nematoda, Chromadorea, Rhabditida, Rhabditidae. The coding region runs from base 1 to 1161 and encodes 386 amino acids. The transcript has 3 exons. The record is from RefSeq and is a predicted model, not a curated record.
AUGUCUCGUCGACCACCUCGAAAAUUCCCUCUUCUCCGUUUGACCCGUCUCGCUUUGAUUGAAGUUAUCAAGUGUUGGAAUCCAAUUGAGAUAUAUCUUUUCUCAAGAGUCUCUCGGAAAACGAAAGAAAUCUCGAAGUUAGUCAAAAUACCAUAUUUGGAACUAUAUCUGAGAGUAUCCGAAUGUUACAAAGUAAGCCUGGGCAACCCAGCGUGCUGCGCAAGUAAACACUGGUACUUCCGACUCUAUCCAGGUCUCCGUAAUUACGAGAGAUACAAAAAUGAAAGAUAUUUGGAUAUAUACUCAAAGAAUGCGGGGAAAUCGAUUGGAAAAUUGAUAGAUCAUUGUCUGGAAAUAUUCAAAUGUGAAUUUAGAGGGAUGAGUAUAAUUAUCGAUCCAGUAAUGAAAUCGAGUAAUUUCAAUGUAUUCUUGAAUUGGAUCAAUGACAAUGAAAAAUUAGCUAAGAUUCCAUACUUAUCAAUUUACAGUGGGGAAGAAGGCGAUCAAUUCUGUUUGAACUGGUAUAUGCAGAAUCUCAAGAAGGAUAUUGGAGUUUUGCAUUUACACCGAGGUUCCUAUGAAACUGAACGUUCCAUGAAAGUCAGGGAGAGUAAGAGAUUGUUGAAAGUCAAUGGAAAAGUGGACAAUCUGAUUUUGUUUUCAAGAGAGAAACUCAUAGAUCUCGACCUUAUGAUUAGAAUGGACUGCGUCUAUAUGGAUGUAGGAGGGUCUCUGACUAAUCGAGAUUUGAAUGUAUUUAUGAAGAAUUGGAAGGAAAUGAAGACUAAUGAACGAAUGGAAUUCUAUUUUAUUGCUGCGAAAGAGAUCUUGGAUUGGUCGAUCAUUUUGGAAGGAUUGGAUGGAGAGAUAAGAGAUGUUCGGACUGUUAGAAGGGAAUAUACAUCCCCCGAGACACAAAUGUUCAAAGUGAAUGGAGGAGUGGAUAUUACGAGAAUCGAUGGAAAAAUUGCUACCAUUGGAAUGACAUUCCAUAUGAUACAUCAAGAUGAACCAUUGUCCCGACAAAUGAUAAAAGACUAUCAGAGAUUGAUUGAAGGUCAAAACAUGAAUGGACAAGAGAUGGAUAUAAACUUCGUGCAUGAUCCGGAAUAUAAACUAACGGCUGAACACCGGAAAGAAUUCUUCGUCAUGGUUAAGUGA